This is a messenger RNA of Arctia plantaginis, 2424 nucleotides long. The record is from the annotation of a GenBank genome assembly. NCBI's taxonomy places the organism in Eukaryota, Metazoa, Arthropoda, Insecta, Lepidoptera, Erebidae.
AUGGCAUUCAGUGAUUUAUGUCACAUAGGUAAUGCGUACAAAACCGUCGAAAAUGAAACAGAUCAGUCGGAACGCAUUAUGGAAGAGAACUCGAUCGUCCGUGAUCUCAUCACAAAGAUUCUCGAUGAGACCGGACCUACAGAAGGGAGCAGCUCUAUACAACCACCGGAAAAAACUCUAAACAGUAUACAAACAAACCAGUAUCCAAAAAAUGAUUCUGGCAAUUCCUUCAUACCACCGUCAUAUCAUUAUCAGAAUAACUCAAUGUACAAUUUCAACCAAAACGACCAAAAUGGCUACAGCUUCAACAUGCCGAAUGGAUUUGCCAGCUCAAAUGGUUUCGUCAAUUAUCCCGAUAACGAUGUUACUGCUUUACUCGGGAUGGAUCCCGUGCCAGACACAUCCACCGACACAGUUACACCUGAACAACUAAAUUUACUAAGGCUCGCCGCACAGGAAAUCGGCGGUGCACAGUUCACAACACCGACUAAAUACGAUGAGAAGUUCUACAACUUCUUUGAACCGAGCCAAAGAAACUCACUGCCAGAAACCAACAUGUUCUCAGUGAAUAACUUCAACAGACCAAACAGCUUAAAUUUAGACAUGAACUAUAAUUCCAAUUUUGAAACGCCUUUUAAUAAUGCUCAAAGGUUCCCAAACAAAUUCGAUGGUUUUGUGAAAGAAACUAAUCAGGAAACUGAAUUACUGGCAUAUUUAAACCAACUAAAUAUAUCUGGGGAUAGAAAUCGCGACGAAAAUGGAAUUAAUAAUUUAGAUUUUAAGAUGCCAAUGGAUUUAAAUGGACACUUUCCUAAUGAAGAAUUUAACAAAAUUCAAGAUGACAGGAAUAAAAUGUUCUACAACAGGAAUUUCCAGCAAAUGCCACCAAACACAAAUUUUGGAGAAAAUAAUUUUUACGACAUGAUGUCACAGGUCAACGAUAGGAGUCCAAUGAGCCAGAAUUUCGAUUUUUCGAAUCAAACACCAGUUUCUGCCGCUAGUUCCAUGAAUUACAAGCCAAAUGGAUACAACCAAAAUGACUUUUUGCAAAGGCGUGAUAUGAAUCAAAUGGCACCACGGGAGAAUUUUCAAGGAAAUGGUUCUAUUAGUGAUAGGAACUUUGAUAAUGUUGGAAGGGAAAACAUGCAACAGGCAGCUAUGAUGCGGCAAAAUCAGGAAUUAGCGCGGCAAAUGAGUAUAUUAAUGAGAAACCGACCACCACCUAAUCAGCUAAACGUAGAUGUGUCGUUUCUGCAUGAAAAUAAUCCUUUUAACUUGGGUCUGGGUGCACUGUUAGGCCCAAGUCCGCCUGUCCCACCGCCUGUAUUGCCAUCACCGAUGUUAGAUCUACCUCUGCUUGCACCCUACUAUGCUAUGAGAAAUAUGAGAAGUGCAGCAACAUCGUCAGGAAUCCUACACGCUCGUCUCGACGCUUGCUACGAACAGUGGCGGCAAUUGGAACGUGAACGGAAACGUACGGAAGCAAGGUUGGCGCUCGCCUAUCCGGGGAGGGCUGUGUCCUCCAGUAACUCCAUACCUGUGCCGAGAUUACCUCCUUGCCCUACAAGGGUAGACAGGCUUACUGUAGAUAUGCUCCGGGAACAUACCAAGGUGUUAACCCUAAUGGGCAAGAUGGAGACUUUACGAGCAAGUGUAUGCGUUGCACAAAACAAGAAACCACACAAGACUGAAGAGUCGAAGAUAACCGUAUUGAAGCGAGGUCAGGAUGUGAACGAGAAGGAGAAAGGACAAGAGCAGGGUAUGGAUCCUGCUACGUUCGACCCCAGUACGUGGCGAGAGGAUGUUAAAAAUUUGGCUGAGAUCGCCCCGCACAGCGAGGUGGAGAGCGCCAUGCUGGCGUGGCGCAGUGCCGUGGGCGCCGUGCAGGCGGCGCGCCGCCGCGAGCUGGCGCCGCACCAGCCGCACCGACACCGCAGCCCCGACCCGAUCCUGCAGCUGGCGGAGGCGGUGAAGCAGCUGAGCGCGAUGGCGCGUCGCGCGCGCUGCGCCAUGUGGUGCGACCUCACGCUCACCGUGGCGCUGGCGCCGCACCACCACGCGCCGCCCCCGCACCACGCACCCACGAACGACUCCGCCUCACAAAGUUCAACGCACUCAACGAGCCCGAAGACACAAGCACCACAAGAAGUGGCAUCAAGCAGCACGAGCCAGUCAAAUGCGAAACCCAAUAACGAUACUAAAGAGGAGAAGGCUACCGAAGUCCAGAAACCUGACGCCAAGAACGAAGCCAAAUCUUCAAACAAAUCGACGGACAAGCCCCAAGACAAGAACCAACAGCGUCGAACACAGAACUACAGGAAAGUUCAACGUAAUGAUUUUUAUCAGAAGAAUCAGAGGUAUGAUAACAGAUUCAUGCAAAACAGGCACCCCUACCACUAUUUGGCCACGGGACCUAUUAACUAA